UGGAAGAGGCGGGUGUGUUGUCUCUCUGUUCUCUGUCAGUUGUGCCUCUGUCACCCAUAGCACUCUCCAGAGAUCCUGGCAGGGAUGGGCGAUACCCAGGAUUCCCCAAGCGGCCCGUCUGAGGUUAUCCUCUGUGGCACUUUCACCCUUGUACCUGGCACUGGCGCUCCAUUGUCGCUCAUCCUCACUCGCAAGGAGCUUUUGAUACAGACCCUGUCCCUGGAUGCUCAGCCGUCUCCCCAUUACUCUCUCGCCCUGGCCGACUGCAUCGGAUGCCGCUCUUUCAGAGGAAAAGACCCCACAGAACUUGGGGGGUAUCUUACUGCUGCAUUUUGCCCCCUCAGGGGUGAGGCGCUGGGCAAAACCAUUUAUCGGCAGCGAGUUUCCAGGACGUUUAGAAUAGAAGUUUCACGGGACAAAGAGCACAACUUUAAUGUGGCCAAGACCUGGGCCAACAGAAUCUGGGAAAUGGCUGAAGAGCAAGGCCCCCCCAGCAGCAUUCUGCCUCCCUCUCGCCGAUUCCUGGUUCUGCUGAAUCCAUUCGCAGGGACUGGGAAAGCCUCAGGCCACUUCCAAACGCACGUGAUUCCUACGUUAACAGAGGCCAAUGCCACCUUCACGCUCCUAGAGACAGAGAGGCCCAAGCAAGCGCAGGAACUGGUGAGGGACGAGGACCUGUCCGGCUGGGACGCCAUUGUUGUCAUGGCAGGGGACGGGCUGCUGUUUGAGGUGGUCAAUGGGCUGAUGGAGAGGCCGGACUGGGCCUGUGCCAUUAAAAAGCCGCUGGCAGUUCUCCCUGGUGGAUCUGGGAACGCUCUGGCUGCCUCUGUCAGUUACUAUUCUGGGCACAAACAAGCGUCGGGCACCAAGUUGCUGAACAAUUGCACUUUCAUUCUAUGCAAGGGACAGCCUGUACACCUGGACCUUGUAUCUCUUACCACCUCGUCCGGAAGGCGCAUCUUCUCCUUCCUCAGUUUUGCUUGGGGUUUAAUCUCUGACGUGGACAUUGAAAGUGAGAGGUACAGGUUUAUGGGUUCUGCCCGUUUCUCAUUUGGCACAUUUGUCAGGCUAACGGCGCUGCGUACCUAUAGGGGGCGCCUCUCGUACCUCCCAGCCAGGACUUCGCCGGACUCUACACCAGAGAGUGACUCGCACAGGCACAACUUAAACAGUUCUACAGACACUGUAAACCCCAAUGUGUUGGAGGACUCAUUGCUCGUCCCAUUGAAUGAGCCGGUUCCACCUCACUGGACAACUGUUACGGAGGACCAGUUUGUGCUUGUCCUGUUGCUCUACCAGUCUCACCUUGGGGCUGACCUCUUCACUGCUCCCAUGGUGCAAAGCCCGGGAGAAGGGGUCAUGCAGCUGUUCUACGCCACCUCUAGAAUCUCCCGGGCAUCCCUUCUCAAACUCUUCCUUGGCAUGGAGAAAGGGUCUCACAUGGGCGAGUCUAUCCCUCACAUAACCAAUGUCCCUGUCACAGCCUUUCGGCUGGAACCACUCGAGAACGUUGGGAUCAUGACUGUGGAUGGAGAGUCUAUACCAUGUUGUUCUCUCCAGGGUCAGAUCCAUAAGGGCCUGGGGCGCAUAAUCAGUAUCCCCCAGGGACCAUGAACUAUUAUGGAUGAAGGUCCCAGUGUAUUUGUGAUAUAUCUAGUGGUCAUCUUCAGGGCUGUGUUACUGCCACCAUCUUGUGGCCCUACGCUCUACCUACCUACAGCUACUAAUCUAAGGAGUCUGGCAGUGAGUCUGGUAGUGAGUCUACUUGGAGCCUGCUACAGUCACUUCCCAAAGAACAAGAAAACUUAAGGGACUUUCCUUAUGACUACACAAAUGCCUUCAACAUAAACCAGCUCAGGUAAUGGGAUUUCCUCAGCUCUACUCAGUGCCUUCAUUUCCCAGUGCCCAGUAACAUCAGUGGGCAGUGCCCGGCUAAGCCUCGGAAUCUCACCGCUUGUUUAAUAAACUUCCCACAUCCCUUCCUAUAUUUAUAGUGUUUCAGCCACAACCCAGAAUUAUAGCUGGCUGUGUAGGAGGCAAGGUGGAACCAGGAGAAGGUUGUUUGGAUGUGAGGAGCCUCCCUCAGUGAGGGCAGAACAAGGUUUCAUGAGGAAAACUGUAUUUCUCUAGAAAAGAGAUUUAUUUUUGCAAAGCCCUACGUGGAAUUAAAUAAAAAUAAAUUGGGUA
Molecule: messenger RNA, 2187 nt
Organism: Xenopus tropicalis (tropical clawed frog)
Lineage: Eukaryota; Metazoa; Chordata; Amphibia; Anura; Pipidae
Gene: sphk1
Product: sphingosine kinase 1
Cellular component (GO): endomembrane system; cytoplasm
Molecular function (GO): transferase activity; kinase activity; sphingosine kinase activity
Source: RefSeq, marked provisional